CUUGUAGGAAGCCGGGCGAGGUCCGCGCGCAGGAAAGCCCCGCGCGGCGCGUGGAGCCUGAGCGCUCAGGUACCUUUGCAUCCCCAAUGGGGUGGCUUUGCGCCGAGUUCCUGUCCUCCGUCAGCUGUCUGAUUUUGCUGUGGGUGUCUGGCUCUGGGAGCGUCACGGUCCUGGGUGAGCCCACCUGCUUCUCUGACUACAUCCAAAAUUCCACUUGUGAGUGGUAUCUGGAUGGCCCUGUCGACUGCAGAUCUCAGCUCCACCUGUCCUACUGGCUGGACUUUGAGAUCUCUGAAAACAAGACAUGCACCCCGGAGAACGUCGCCAGCACCGUGUGUAUGUGCCGCAUAACCAUAGAAGACCCGGUCCAGAGAGACACCUACCUGCUGGUCCUAAAGGCCAAGGAGCAGGUGCUGUGGCAAGGCUCCUUCAGGCCCAGUGAUAAUGUGAAGCCCAAGGCUCCAGAUAAGCUCACAGUUCACAACAAUGUCUCCGAUACAUGGCUGCUGACGUGGAGCAACCCAUAUCCACCGAAUAGCUUUCUGUACAAGGAACUCAUGUACAUGGUCAACAUCUCCAGAGUGGACCACCCUGAGGAAUUCGUAGUCCAUAAUGUGACCUACAAGGACACCAGGCUGAUCCUCCCAACCAAGACUCUGAAGUCAGGGGUGCAGUACAGUGCACGGGUGAGGGUCCUGGCCCAUAGCUUCAGUGGCACGUGGAGUGAAUGGAGCCCCAACGUCACGAUAGACAACCACUUCCAGCUGCCCCUGGAGCAACGCCUCCCACUGGGAGUUGGCAUCUCCUGCUUCUGCAUCCUGUUGUUUUGCCUGGUUUGCUAUGUCAGCAUCAUCAAGAUUAAAAAGGUGUGGUGGGACCAGAUUCCUACCCCAGCCCGCAGUCCUCUGGUGGCGAUCAUCAUUCAGGACUCACAGGUGUCCCUGUGGGAAAAGCAGACCCGAAGCCGGGAGUCAACCAAGUGCCCACGCUGGAAGACGUGUCUGACGAAGCUGCUGCCCUGCUUGCUGGAGCAUGGCGUGAAGAGGGAGGGAGAGUCUCCAAAGGCUGUCAAAACUAGGCCUCUCCAGAGUCCUGAAAAGGCAGCCUGGCAUCCUGUGGAGGUCAGCAGGACGGUCCUCUGGCCAGAGAGUGUCAGGGUCAGUGUGGUGCGCUGUAUGGAGCUGUUUGAGGCCCCAGUAGAAAGCGAGGAGGAGGAGGAAGAGACGGUCAAAGGGGACUUGAACCUGCUACCUGAGAGCAGUGCUGGUGGCUUCCAGGAGGGUCAGGCAGACAUCAUGGCCCGGCUCACUGAGAACCUGUUUUCAGACUUGCUGGAGGCUGAGGUUGGGGGCAUUGGCCAGUCGAGCCAGGUGGAGUCGUGCUCCCCUCUGUCUCCAGAAAGUGAGCAAGCUUCUGUGGCCUGGGCCUGCGUCCCCAUGGGGUCCAAGGAGGCCACAAGUCAGGCCACAGAGCAGCCUUCACACCUGGGCUCCGCUUCAGGCAGCCCAGCCCCCAGUGCACCUGACCUGGCCGGCACCCAGGUGCCACUUGUCGUCACAGACAAUCCUGCCUACCGUAGUUUUAGUGAUUUCUGCGGCUCCUCUCCACAUCCUGGAGAGCUCACCUCAGAACAGCAGCAGGCUGGACACCUGGAAGAAGGGGACCCUCCAAGCCCAGCUGACCCCCAUUCUUCAGGUCCACCUGUGCAGCAAGAGGACAGCUGGGAGCAGAUCCUUCACCUGAGCGUCCUGCGGGACGGGGCAGCUGGCCCCACCCCAGCCCCUACCAGUGGCUACCGGGAGUUCGUACAAGCAGUGAAGCAGGGUGCCACCCAGGACCCCAAGGGGCAUUGCUUCGGGCCCAGUGGAGAUGCUGGUUACAAGGCAUUCUCUAGCCUGCUCAGCAGCAGUGCCGGCUGCACAGACACAGCAGGACCUGAGAAUGACAGUGGGCCUGGAGGCUACAAACCCUUCCGUAACCCCGUUCCUAACCAGUCCCCCAAGUCCAUGCCCUUAUUCACCUUCGGACUGGACAUGGAAUUGCCGUCCAGUCCUCUGAACUCAGUCCCACCCAGCAGCACCCCAGAAUGCCUUGAGCUGGGACUCAAAGGAAGUGACAAGCUGAAGGCCCCUCCUCCCACAGAUCAAGUGCCCAGUCCCUUUGGGGAUGAUCUGAGCCUUGGCAUUGUCUACUCUUCCCUUACCUGCCACCUGUGUGGCCACCUGAAGCAGCACCAUAGCCAGGAGGAAGGUGGCCAGAUCCACAUGGUUGCUAGCCCCUGCUGUGGCUGCUGUUGUGGGGACAGGUCACCAUCCCCACAGAGCCUCUCAGAAGCCUUGGAAUCCUGUCCUGGGGAGAUGCCACCAGAAGCCAGCCCCACCACAACACCCAGGACACCUUCAGACUUGUCAGUGGAUGGCAAGACCCUGGGUCAUGCUAUUUCCAGCCAGACCCUCAAGGUGUCUGCAGGCACCCUGGGCAUGGCAGUUUCUUAGGUGAGCUAGUACGCUGUUGUUGCUGAGGUCUGCACUGAGGCCAGGGUUCAUCCAAACUAGGAACGUGCCUCUCAGGAGACAGCCCAGCUGGCGGGUUUACCAGAAAUUCAGAGAAUGGUGAAUUGAAGAUGUGAACUUAGCCUGACCCUGGGGCCUGGAGCCUGGCUGACUCCCUACCACUGGCGUGAGCUCUCCUCUCACAAGGGAUUCGGGACUCGGUGUGCCAUGUCCCACAGCAGUCCUGAAGGGCCUAAGUCCCCUGCUCCCCUACUUGUUGCUGCCCUACCUGCUCAGGCCCAGUUUUUUCUCACCAAAUAGACCUGUUGCCCAAGGCUCACAGAUGUUUGACUCUCCUUGAGCUGGAAGCUGACCCUAGAAACCCACAUCUGGCCUGGCAGUGGCUUCGGUAGGAAUUGUAAGUUCAGGGAAGGCAGUUAAUGGCCCCAAGGUGUCCAUUCAUUGAGCAGCUGCUGUGGGUUGAGGCAGGAAGCAGAAUCUGCUAUCCCUGCUAACGCGGCUGUGGAGAGCACCAAGGCUACCAGACACUUCUGAUUGCCUGAAGCAGCACAGUCACCACCAGUAGUCCACCUGCAGCCAGGGCUCCUGGAAUCUGGAAGUGGAGAUGCCCCCCAAAUCACUGCCCAGUGGUGGGUCCCAGUGGUCACUACUAGCAGUCAAGGCGAGACCCCAAGGGGAGGGGGCUGGUUCUGGUUGGUGGCCAGGAAGUUGGGGUAAGCAGACAACAGACUGCAGCCUGACCUUGUCUAGAAAGAUGGGGCCGGGUUGAGCAGUGUCUGUAUGUCUCUACCUUUGCGACACCUAAUACAUUUGCAAAGAGGGCAGGCCAGGCCACGUGGAGCCUUACAUCAAUAAAGACUCUUUAUCUUGUCA
Arvicola amphibius (Eurasian water vole) is the source of this 3386-nucleotide messenger RNA. It is a transcript of the gene Il4r, whose product is annotated as interleukin 4 receptor. The record is from RefSeq and is a predicted model, not a curated record. The transcript is spliced from 10 exons. Gene Ontology annotation, cellular component: membrane; external side of plasma membrane. Gene Ontology annotation, molecular function: protein binding; cytokine receptor activity. NCBI's taxonomy places the organism in Eukaryota, Metazoa, Chordata, Mammalia, Rodentia, Cricetidae. The coding region runs from base 87 to 2495 and encodes 802 amino acids. Gene Ontology annotation, biological process: cytokine-mediated signaling pathway; production of molecular mediator involved in inflammatory response.